AUGGGAAUCUGUACGCAGUCGUCUGAUCCUACCGGCUUCAGUCCCCUAGUGAUCCAAACACUCAAAAUGCGCUACGGACGUUCCGAGCUACUGAUCGAAUCACUAGCAGAAAGGGUGAGAACCGCACCUUCGCCAAAGGUAGACAAGCUGGAAAUGAUAAUCGAGUUUGGUACUAUGGUGCAGGCACUUUGCGAUCAUAUUAUCGCUGCACAUCUAUACGACCAUCUUGCGAACCCCACUUUGCUGAAAGAUUUGGUGGAGAAACUACCUGCCGAGUAUCGAAUGAGGUGGGCUGGACAUCGUAGACAGCAAAGGGAGGUAAAUUUGAAGACCUUCAGCGAUUUCAUGGAGGAGAUCGUCAGCGAUGCCUACAGCGUAUCGAACGUAGCCACUACUUUCGAACGAUACAGCAAACAGGAUCGCCCGAAGCCACGAGAUCGGAAUUUAAUUCACACUGAAGCGGGUAAGGUGGAUUGCUUGGUGUGUAAAAGGGAAGGACAUCGCGUAAAGGAUUGCAAAAUAUUCUCCACCUUACCGGUCGAUGACCGCUGGAAGAAGGUGCAAAGUUUGCAAUUGUGCCGAACCUGCGUGUCGAAUCACGGGCGAAGAGCGUGCCGCAGUACGAAACGCUGUGAGGUCGACGGAUGUCAAUAUCGGCACAAUCCACUCUUACAUGCUUCCGCUUCGAAGUACAAGGGACAAACCAGCGAGUCGCAUGUACAGUAUCACUUCAACGAAGCAUCCAUACCGUCUUUACUUUUCCGCAUACUUCCGAUCACAUUACACAAUGGUCUCAAAAGCGUGAAAACGUUUGCCUUUUUAGACGAAGGAUCAUCCGUAACCAUGAUCGAAAGCAGUUUGGCAAAGGAAUUGGGCGUUACCGGGUACAAAAAGCCACUCUGCUUGAAGUGGACCGGUGACGUGACCAGGGAAGAACUUGACUCACAGCGCAUCUCGAUCCUCAUCUCCGGCUGCGGAAAUUCUAAACGGUACAGAAUGAACGACGUUCGCACAAUCCAAGCUUUGGAUCUUCCUAUGCAGAUUCCCAAAUUGCUCAUCGGUGUCGAUAAUCUGCGACUGGCGUUUCCGUUAAAAACUCGGGAAGGUGUUACGGGUGGCCCUACGGCCGUCAAGACACGGUUAGGCUGGUGUGUCUACGGAGGUCAGCGUACUCAAGAACAUCCAGAAUACAGCUAUCACAUCAGUGAGUGUGGGGGAGAAGAGGCCUUUGACGAAGCCUUGAAGAAGUACUUUUCUUUUGAGGAGGCCGGAAUUAAAUCAACGGGUGCGGUAAUGUCUGAAGAGGACAAACGAUGUGCCCGAAUAUUAGAAACUACUACUAAACGAGUCGACGAGAGGUUUGAGUCGGGGCUGCUGUGGAAAUAUGAUAACUUUGAAUUCCCAGACAGUUACCCGAUGGCGGUCAAACGACUCCAGUGUCUCGAGAGCAGAAUGGCUAAGGAUCCGUCGCUCAAGCAAAACAUCUUGCGGCAGAUUGACGAGUAUCAGCAAAAGGGCUAUGCGCACCGAGCGACAACGGAGGAAUUAGCAGAAACGGACCCUCGUCGCACAUGGUAUCUCCCCCCUCGGAGCGGUGACCAACCCGAACAAGCCAGGGAAAGUUCUAUUAAUCUGGGACGCGUCCGCAAAAGUGGAUGGCAUAUCCUUAAACUCGGUUCUACUAAAAGGACCCGACAUGCCGUAAGUGCAGACGUGAAAGAGAUGUUCCAUCAGGUCCGUACGAGAGGUGCGGAUCGUUCUGCACAAAGUUUCCUGUUCCGUGACGACCCUUCGGAAGAACCUCAAGUGUUCCGUAUGGACGUUGCUACAUUUGGUGCGACGUGUUCACCAGCCAUCGCACAGUACGUCAAGAACGCUAACGCAAGAUCUUUCGAGAAGGAGUUACCACGAGCUGUUGAGGGGAUAGUUUUCAAUCACUAUGUUGACGACUAUCUGGAUAGCUUCUCCACCGAGAAUAAGGCGAAACAAGUUGCGUCUGAAGUCCGAGAGAUCCACAAACGAGGAGGGUUCGAGAUUCGGAAUUGGUGUUCAAAUAGCCCAACGGUUCUUCAGCAUUUAGGGGAGAGUCAACAGCAUCCGGUGAAGCAAAUGUGUCUCGAUGAAAAGGAGCAAUCUGAACGCGUCCUGGGAAUGCGCCGGGACGCUUGUGCCUACGUGUCAUACCUUCGAGUUGUCAACGAAGAUGGAGAAGUGGAAGUAGCGCUAGUUUCCGCAAAAACGAAGGUUGUUCCGCUGAAACCAGUCACUAUUCCGAGAUUGGAGCUUCAGGCCUGCGUGCUGGGAACGCGUCUCGCAAAAUACAUUAUCGACGGCCAUUCCUACUCGAUCAAAAAGCGGUACAGUCCCUAUAUAGCGUACCGAGUGUCCGAAAUAUUGGAAGCGACCGACCGCACCGAGUGGCGCUGGGUAGCAUCGAAAGAUAAUCCAGCUGACGAGGCUACGAAGUGGGGAGCCGGACCGUAUUUCAAUUCCAACAGCAUCUGGUACAGCGGACCUGAAUUUCUAUACUUACCUGAGCGAGAUUGGAAGAGAGGUGAUCCGGAAAAAUCAGGAGAAGAAGAGCUACGAGCUUGUUACGUUCAUCGGGAGAUACGUGUUCCCGAAUGUAUUGUAGACAUCGAACGAUUCUCGAAGUGGACGCAUUUGCAACGCGUCAUGGCAUACGUUCACCGUUUCACCAACAACUGUCGCAAUGUUCGCCUUAACACCAAGGUUCUUACGGAGAAGGAGCUGAAAAUGGCCGAAAACUCAAUUUUCCGACUAGUUCAGUGGCAAUCCUUUCCUGACGAGAUUAUCACCCUGUCUACAAAUCGUUUCCUCCCGUCAGAGCAACAACGACCGUUAGAGAAAUCCAGCACUAUCUACCAGGUCACACCAAUGCUGGAUGAAUUUGGAGUUCUACGCGUGAACGGCAGAAUCGCGGCAGCGCAAUGUGCUUCAACUGAUGCCAAAUACCCCAUCAUCCUUCCGAGGAAACAUCGACUGGCAGCGCUUCUGGUGGAUCACUAUCAUCGUCAACUCAAGCAUGGCAACAAAGAGACCACAGUCAAUGAGAUUCGUCAACGUUUUCAUAUUCCGAAGCUUCGCUCUUCCGUGAAUUUCGUCACAGCUCGGUGCAAUCUUUGCAUGAUACGGAAAGCACGACCGAGCAUUCCACAGAUGGCCCCACUUCCGCAAGCCAGAUUAUCACCAUUCACCCGUCCAUUCAGCUACCGUGCGUUCGUCGAUUCGUGUGCCGUAGAGGAUUUCCCGUUGAAAUCCACAGCGAUAACGGCACCAACUUUUAAGGUGCAGAGCGAUUACUACGUGAGCAAAUCAAUACCAAGCUUGCGACUACGUUCACCAGUUCAACAACAGCUUGGCGAUUCAUUCCACCCGGGUGCACCUCACAUGGGCGGCGCCUGGGAGCGAAUGGUCAGAUCCGUGAAAACAGCGCUGACGGCAGCCUAUUACAAUGAAAAACUAGACGAUGAUGCUCUGCACACGAUGAUUGUAGAAGCAGAAUCCAUAGUCAACAGCAGGCCGUUGACCUACCUUCCGCUGGACUCUGUGGAGCAGGAAGUAAUCACCCCUAACCAUUUCCUUCUAGGGAGCUCAGCCGACGUCAAGCAACCAGUCGUGCAGUACGAAGAUAACAACGCACUCUUGAAGCGAUCGUGGGCCAUAAUCCAAGAACGGCUGAACUCGUUUUAG
Messenger RNA from Ochlerotatus camptorhynchus, 3714 nucleotides. RefSeq lists its product as uncharacterized. The record is from RefSeq and is a predicted model, not a curated record. The transcript is spliced from 6 exons. Gene Ontology annotation, molecular function: nucleic acid binding. Lineage: Eukaryota; Metazoa; Arthropoda; Insecta; Diptera; Culicidae. The coding region runs from base 1 to 3714 and encodes 1237 amino acids.